UAGUUAUGAACUUGUGGCAAUCAAUUGGCCAUUUCUUUUACAGAAAAGAAAAUGCGAACUGAGAGAUCGACAUCUGUUUGAAUUGAAGGGUUUAGGCAGGGCUUUGGUCGGUCAAGUUCCUGAAGAUGGCUUCUUCUCCAAGAAGCUAAUCAAUGACUCUUCUGAGCUCUGCUCCAUUCUAAGGCACAGAUUCACUCGGAGAAGAUCCCAACUUUAGCCUCCUUUACUUCCAUCCCCACUCAUGUUGAAGGCUCUCACAUCAAUCUCCCGUUUCCACGCGGCUUCGUCGGCCUUCAGCCGCCAUGUCCGGCCGCACACAGAACCAAAUUUGCCAAUGCACAGAGUUGUCAGAUCAAUCAGAGUCCCCGCGCAGAAGGGGCCUCAUUUCUACAGACGAUUUUUCUGCUCGGAGAACAGCAAUGGGCUCGAUCCACAAACGGAGGCCGUGUCAGAAGCCAAGCAGGCAGAGGUUGAAGGUGAAGGGGCUGCUGAGUCCGUGAAUUCGUCUGCCAUGGUUCCUACUGUGUUUCGGCCCGAAGAUUGCCUAACGGUUAUAGCGCUGCCAUUGCAACAUAGACCAUUAUUUCCUGGAUUUUACAUGCCAGUCUUUGUGAAGGACCCAAAAGUCUUAGAGGCACUAGCAGAAAGUCGAAAAAGGCAAGCACCUUAUGCUGGUGCUUUCCUUAUUAAAGAUGAACCAGGGACUGACCCAAGUAUUGUGUCAGAUGCUAGUAGCAAUAUUUCUGAACUGAAAGGAAAAAAUUUGUUUGACCGUCUACACGAAGUUGGUACCCUUGCACAGAUUACAAGUAUACAAGAAGAUCAGGUUGUUCUUAUUGGCCAUAGGCGAAUUCAAAUAACAGAAAUGGUUAGUGAAGAACCACUUACUGUAAGAAUCAGUCAUCUCAAGGAGAAGCCAUAUAAUAAAGAUGACGAUGUGAUAAAAGCAACAUCUUUUGAAGUUAUAUCAACCCUGAGGGAUGUUUUGAAGUCAAGUUCAUUAUGGAAAGAUCAUGUUCAAACUUACACUGCACAUAUAGGAGAUUUUAAUUAUGCACGGUUAGCAGAUUUUGGAGCAGCAAUAUCUGGUGCUAACAAGCAGCAUUGUCAACAAGUUCUUGAAGAGCUUGAUGUGCAUAACCGUCUAAAGCUUACUUUGGAAUUAGUGAAGAAAGAAAUGGAGAUCAGCAGGAUCCAGGAAACAAUUGCAAAGGCUAUUGAAGAAAAAAUAAGUGGGGAGCAGCGGCGCUACUUGCUCACUGAGCAACUGAAGGCCAUAAAGAAGGAACUCGGACUGGAGACUGAUGACAAGACAGCUCUGUCUGCAAAAUUUAGAGAAAGGUUAGAGCCCAAUAAAGAGAAAAUCCCAUCACAUGUUAUGCAAGUGAUUGAAGAGGAAUUGACAAAGAUGCAAUUGCUUGAAGCAAGUUCGAGUGAAUUUAGUGUGACACGAAACUACUUAGAUUGGUUGACUGCGUUGCCCUGGGGAACAUACAGCAAUGAAAACUUUAAUGUGUUGCGUGCACAUGAGAUACUUGAUGAGGACCACUUUGGACUAGAUGAUGUUAAAGAAAGGAUAUUGGAAUUUAUUGCCGUGGGGAAUCUUAGAGGAACCUCACAAGGAAAAAUUAUUUGCCUAUCUGGCCCUCCUGGAGUUGGGAAAACUAGUAUUGGUCGUUCAAUUGCACGUGCUUUGAAUCGUAAGUUCUACCGGUUUUCUGUUGGAGGCCUGUCUGAUGUUGCUGAAAUAAAGGGACAUCGACGUACUUACAUUGGUGCCAUGCCAGGGAAGAUGGUACAAUGUUUGAAAAAUGUAGGAACAGCUAAUCCUUUAGUUCUGAUAGAUGAGAUUGAUAAGUUGGGCAGGGGACAUGCAGGUGAUCCGGCAAGUGCAAUGCUGGAGCUUUUAGACCCUGAGCAGAAUGCCAAUUUUCUGGAUCACUAUCUUGAUGUCCCAAUUGAUUUAUCAAAGGUUUUGUUUGUCUGCACGGCAAAUGUGAUUGAGAAGAUACCAAAUCCUCUUUUAGACAGGAUGGAGGUGAUUGCCAUUGCUGGUUAUAUAACGGACGAGAAGAUGCAUAUUGCUAGGGAUUAUUUGGAGAAGACCACUCGUGAAGCAUGUGGCAUUAAGUCUGAACAGGUUGAGGUGACCAAUGCAGCUCUUCUUGCUUUAAUUGAAAAUUACUGCCGAGAAGCAGGUGUCCGUAACCUCCAGAAACAAAUUGAAAAGAUCUAUCGCAAGAUUGCUCUGCAGCUUGUUCGCCAAAGAGCACACACUGAAAGUCAACAUGCUGCAAGCGCUGAGCCCAAUAUACAAGGUGAGGUGAAGGAGGAAUCGGUCUGCGCAAAUUCUGUAAGCUCUGGUGAAGAUGUGGCCCAAAUUGUAGCUGAGCCAGACAUUGACGGAGAUAAAAACGCCUCAAAUAUUUUGGAAGCUGUACGAUUGGAAGGGCAAACUGACCAAACUGACAAGCUCACAGAUGGAGUUAAGUCAAAGAGUGCUGAUGAAAUGGAGAAAAUAAACAGAGGUGCUGAUGAAACAGAGAAAAUACAUGGAGGUGCCGAUGAAACAGAGAAAAUAAAUGGAGGUGCCGAUGAAACGGAGAAAAUAAACAGACAUGAAGACGCUCCAACAAUACAAAAGGUGGUUGUGGACUCAUCAAACCUAGCGGAUUAUGUUGGCAAGCCAGUGUUUCAUGCGGAGCGCAUCUAUGAAUAUACCCCAAUUGGAGUUGUAAUGGGUCUUGCUUGGACUGCAAUGGGUGGGUCAACAUUGUAUAUAGAGACUACUCUGGUGGAGAAAGGAGAUGGGAAAGGGGCGCUCAAUCUGACAGGACAACUUGGAGACGUGAUGAAAGAAAGUGCACAAAUUGCACACACAGUUGCCCGGUCCAUAUUGCAUGAAAAGGAUCCCGAAAACCCUUUCUUUUCCAAUAGCAAACUUCAUCUUCAUGUUCCUGCAGGAGCUACCCCAAAGGAUGGUCCAAGUGCUGGUUGCACCAUGAUCACGUCCUUGUUGUCUCUUGCCAUGAAUACACAUGUCAAAAAGGAUCUAGCCAUGACCGGGGAAGUCACUCUCAUGGGAAAGAUCCUUCCCAUUGGCGGGGUGAAGGAGAAGACAAUAGCAGCAAGGCGAAGUGGCGUGAAGACCAUCAUAUUCCCAGAAGCCAACCGAAGAGAUUUUGAUGAACUUGCAUCAAAUGUGAAGGAGGGCCUCGAAGUUCAUUUUGUCGAUGAUUAUAGCCAAAUUUUCGACGUGGCUUUCAGCGACAGCCAAAAGACAGACAAUUGAUAGCACGCAAGUUCAAGGCUUAACCACACGAGUCAUGUGCACCAGAUGUCAUACUUAGCUCUCCAGUUCAUACCAACAUCAACAACUUAUUUGUAUGCAUUCAUUGUACUAACUGGAACAGGCAGUCCAAUAGUUUAUUUGGCCAUACAUUCAAUUUUCUCAGCAUACAAUAAAGGCUAGAAGAGAGAGCCUUGAUGAGAGUACAUAAUGUGUUUUAACUUUUAAGGUAGUGUUUGGCAACUAGCAUUUCAUUU
Molecule: messenger RNA, 3546 nt
Organism: Cuscuta campestris
Lineage: Eukaryota; Viridiplantae; Streptophyta; Magnoliopsida; Solanales; Convolvulaceae
Source: the annotation of a GenBank genome assembly